This is a messenger RNA of Microthlaspi erraticum, 1371 nucleotides long. The record is from the annotation of a GenBank genome assembly. NCBI's taxonomy places the organism in Eukaryota, Viridiplantae, Streptophyta, Magnoliopsida, Brassicales, Brassicaceae.
AUGGAUUUCCAGGUUGUGAUUCUCGCCGGCGGCUUCUCCAGUAAUCUUGUGCCCUUAGUCUCCAAGGAAGUCCCUAAGGCGCUGCUUCCCGUAGCUAAUCGUCCGGUGCUGUCCUACGUUUUGGAUCUGCUCGAGAGCAGUAAUCUCAAGGACCUGAUCGUCGUUGUUGAAGGAGAAGAUGCCGCUCUGAAAGUUGGUGGUUGGAUAUCUUCUGCUUGUGUUGAUCGUUUACAUGUUGAGGUUGCUGCUGUUGCUGAGAAUGUUGGAACCGGUGGAGCCCUCAGGGCAAUUGCACACCACUUGACUGCCAAAGACAUUUUGAUCCUAAGUGGAGACAUUGUUUCUGAUAUCUCUCCUGGUGCUGUCGCCGCCACUCAUAGAAGGCACGAUGCAUCAGUAACGGCAGUGCUCUGUGCUGAGCCAGUCAGUGGGCCAUCAGAAUCCGGGGGAGCUGGUGGGAAAGAUAAAACCAAAAAACCUGCUCGCUUAGAUAUCAUAGGACUUGAUUCCUCGAAACAGUUCUUGUUAUACAUCGCCAUAGAGGCUGAGAUAAAGAAAGAUACCCGUUUGAAGAAGAGCAUUCUCUGUGCCGCUGGAAAGAUGGAACUUCGAUCAGAUCUCAUGGAUUCUCAUAUAUAUGCAUUCAAGAGAUCAGUUCUGCAGGAAGUUCUGGAUCAAAAACCUGCUUUCCGGAGCCUAAAGCAGGAUGUGCUUCCAUAUCUUGUUCGUACGCAGCUGAGAUCAGAUGUCUUCUCUGAAGAAAAAACUGUAGAAGAAAAUGGAAAUGGGAACGGAAAGAAUAAUAUGCAGAGCAACGAGGUGGUUUUGUCUCAGAUUCUCUCCAACGCAUCAUUGCCAAGCUUUCAUCAAGUCUAUGAAUCAGGUCUGAAUAGCCGAAAAACCCACAAAUGCUGUGUUUAUAUAGCGGAUGAAAGUAAGUAUUGCAUCCGCUUGAAUAGCAUUCAAGCCUACAUGGACGUCAAUAGAGAUGUUAUUGGUGACGCAAACCACCUAUCUGGAUACUCGUUUUCUGCUCAACACAACAACAUUGUCCACCCAUCAGCUGUGCUUGGAUCGAAAACCACGGUUGGACAAAAUUGCAUGCUUGGAGAAGGCUCUCAAGUCGGUGAUAAAUGCAGUGUCAAAAGAUCUGUAAUUGGGAGGCAUUGCAGGAUAGGCUCCAAUGUGAAGGUGGUAAAUUCAGUUGUGAUGGACCAUGCGACAAUUGGAGAUGGAUGUUCAAUACAAGGCUCAGUCAUUUGCAGCAACGCUCAGCUUCAAGAACGUGUUUCUCUGAGAGAUUGCCAAGUGGAAGCAGGCUAUGUGGUUAACGGGGGUGAGCACAAGGGAGAGACCUUCGCCAGGAAAUGA